Messenger RNA from Lindgomyces ingoldianus, 2311 nucleotides. RefSeq lists its product as uncharacterized. The coding region runs from base 1 to 2241 and encodes 746 amino acids. The transcript is spliced from 5 exons. Lineage: Eukaryota; Fungi; Ascomycota; Dothideomycetes; Pleosporales; Lindgomycetaceae. The record is from RefSeq and is a predicted model, not a curated record.
AUGGCUUGGACGACGAAUGGUGUCACACUAAGUCAUCACACUUCUCUAAUCCCUUCACCUCUUAGGAUUAGGAAAAGGCACCAGCGUGCGGUUUUAAAUCGCCGCCGCGCAGAGCGGACUUCUUCUGUCGAAAGUAUCAGGUUCGCCGUCGCUCAAGCGCUCGAAGAUAUCUCAAGUACCGGUUGGGAUACCUCUCCGGAUAGCUUGCUCGAACUCACUUUCCAGCAACAGUCCGUCCCAAGUGGAGCCGGCUUUUCAUGGGAUCUGCACACUCUCCCACUUAGUCGCACGCCCAGCUUUGAACCAUUGAGAAUUCGAAAAACUCGCUGCAGCCAGUCGACCAUGUCUGGAUCAUCAGCCAGAGAUGCUUGGGCGUCGGGUUCAAGAACGACAAGCCAAAGCACAUCUAUGUCGCAGGGACUUGGCCCAGCCUUUCAUUAUAAGUAUAUUCCGACCUCGGGGGGCGCGAACCAGAGUUUAUCCAGCUCGCAAGAUACCGGCUCGAACUUUGAACCGAGUCCACUCCCAUCAUCCGCAGCUACCAGACAACGACAACCCUCUUCCCAGGAUCUUGAAUCCAACCUCAGACCAACCUCAUUCUGGCCAUCUCGAGUAAUGAGUCAAAACGGAUUGAAACGAGAUGGUCUUAGUUCAAGCGUGGGUCGAUACUUCGGCUCGUCUUUCGGCUCACCCCAUACUCGUCCAUCGACACCGGAACUGAGUGAAUCGCCUGUGACGUGGAGCCGCGUGGAUAGACGACAUGAUAGCUCAACCACAUUGGAGAGCUCUGCCGCAAAGCUCGCCCUUGAAGAGAUUCGAGAAGAGAUUGAAAGGGAAAUUGUUCUUCAGGGGACUCCCAAGCAAGUAAAGCGUCAACCCUCACGCAUGAGCAUCUUCAGGCAUCGCUGUUCGCGAACACACGACACAGAACCGCCGAAACGAGUCGUAUCGGAGGGUGUUGCCACUAAUCGAUUACCCGCACGACGGCGCCCGUCGAUCUUCCAACGGCGAGGACGAGACCCCCAAGCCCAUCCGGAUAAGGUAUUCGCAUCUGAUCAACCAUCAACCGAAACAUUCACAAUCGGUGCUUCAGCUGCAACUCUCACGAUGGGUAGUUCAGGGGGGACCUUCGCGAGCUGCAAUGAGGCUCAUUUUAAACUCCAGCAACCAGAGAAGAAAGUCCCUACCGCCGAAGCAACCCACCUGCCGUCUACCACUAGCCUUGAGAUUGCAGUCGAGAUUGAAGCUGUUCUUCAUAAUCCACAUGUCCUUCCCUAUGAUGGAAUUGAUAUUAUAUUUGUAAUCGACAAUGCUUACUAUGUUUCUGAAUCUUGCCUUCAACAAGCGAAAAUGACCAUGCUAGGAGCUUUGAAACAUACACGCCAUACAGACCAGAUCGGACUGUUUACGACGCAUAAAACCAACUCUCAAGAUAAAGAGGCAUUUUUUCCCAAUGAGCUUUAUCCGCUUCAACCUGUCAAAGAAUCUGUCCUCCGCGACAAGCUCAAGGAGAUUCAAUUCUAUGAACGUUCGCGACCGGAGGGAACCCUUCAUAGAACGCUCUCUUCUAUUGUAAAGGCCCACAAGAACCCAGGUUCGGCUACCUGCGAUAAGUUGUUCAAAACAUAUCAGCAUUUCCGCUUCCACCACCUUAAUCCAGCAAUGCGAGCGUUCAACACCGGCGGUUCUCGGGAGAGCGCCAUGUGUGGCAGAGCGUGCGACCAUGCCAUCGCUUCGCUCUUUAACAACGCUCGUCACCAUGAUCCAGUCGACGAGCUUUCGAAUGUGACUAUUAAUCUCGCCCCGCUCGGCGGCUGUCGCAUCAAGGUAGACGACGGGUCGCCAUCAAUUCCACGCUUGGGCGUGGGAGAAGUUCACACUUACUUCGCCACCGUGAAUCUAGAUGUCUCGCAUGGUGAGGGACCUCUCGUGGGCUUCAAAGCUGGGUUCAGGAGCUCUUUACAUCCCUCUGAUGAUUGGCUUGAAUCAAAUGGUCUGGCUUUGAGUAUGCAGAAGCUCAAGGGUGUAGGACAUCCCAGGGAACUGGAAAGGGAUAUGGCAGUGGAGUAUGUAAGGCGACGCUUCUUUUGGGAAAUGAGUCGGACGCCGUCAUCUUCCGCCCCCUUAGCGCUUAAAAACUGGAUUAGCUCUUGGAAAGGCUCUAAUAUAUGGUACAUCGUUGCUGGCAUGGUAACGCAAGUGUUUGUAGAGCUUGAGCUUGAGAACAAAUAUAUAGCUUGAUUAGCUAGCUAUUCAUAAAAUAUCCGAAGAUCGUUAGAGGCAAGCAAAUACCUUGCUCCGUCUCCUUGAC